Molecule: messenger RNA, 795 nt
Organism: Lachnellula hyalina
Lineage: Eukaryota; Fungi; Ascomycota; Leotiomycetes; Helotiales; Lachnaceae
Exons: 3
Coding region: 1-795 (264 amino acids)
Source: RefSeq, a predicted model, not a curated record
AUGUUCGACCUCCCUGAUGCAAAGCGUGUUCGCCGCAGUGACCUCUACGCCCGCUCUCAAUCCUCCUCCCCAACGCCCUCAGAACCAGACCCAGACUUCGAAGCUCAACUACAAGCCCGGCUUGCUUCUCUCUACGGCUCCGCAUUCGGUGCAUCUACAACUACUUCAAUUUCCAACCCAUCCGCCGCCCCCAAUGGCAAGAUACAGCCGGAUGCCGAAGCUGAGGACGAACCGGCAGAAUUCGAGUUCCGACUAUUCUCAUCUGGCAAGAAUGACGAGGCGAAACCUCAGAAAAUAGUCCUCGAGGAUGAGGAAGAGGAGCUUGGCGAGGGUCGCUUUGUGCGUAAUAGGGACUUGGCAUAUUAUUUUGCGGAGAAAGCGGUUGGUGAGCAGAAAUGGAAAUUUGAGAGCGCGGCUCUGAGUGGUGAAGAGAUACUGGAUCUGGCGAAACAAAGGGCGUGGGGACUGGAAGUCCCAUGGCGAGUAACAGUUCUCAAGACAUCUGUAAAAUCGAAGACUGCCGGCGGUGCUGUAGACAAGAUGGUUAUGGCUGGAAGAAAAAGGCCUGGGAAGAAGAGUAGAAUCAUAUUGCGGCAGAAGAAAAAGAAAAGAGAUGAAAUUGAAGAGAAUGAGAGGAGGGACAAAGAGCUGAAGGAUGAGACUGAGCGAGAGAAGAGGACGAGACGAAACCGGGAGAAGAAGGUCAAGAAGAAGAUGAAGGAGAAAGCGAAGAAGGCCGAGGGGGCUGGAAUAGAGGUUGCCGGUGGCUCUGUUGCCUCUUCCGGUGAUGAUUAG